AAAAAUAAUGAAGAAAAUUAAGAAGUUACAAGGAAAGUUAAAGAAUGUAAAAAAUAAAGAUCAACCUCCAGAGAGAUCACCAAGCCCAUACAUACCUGAAGAUUUCUGCCUCGCAUAUAACGAGGAUGACGAUUCUAUUUACCUACCGCCAAGUGAUUGGGCCGGCACAAUGACACCAAAUUGCGAGCGAUCACCGCCAGCUAACUCAUCGAACCAAGAAGCUGCACUUCCUCAAGUGGCAGACUUGUCGCCACAGCCUGGACCAUCCUCGGCAUGCGCAGCACCAACAGUUCCGGUACCAGCAGCCGAACAAGACCUCGAUGAUUCUAUACUAAGUCUCUUGGGCGAUGCACCCAAACCUGAAACUGUUUUUGGAAACAAUAUCCACAAAGAUGUUGCUACAAGAUGGCAAGAAAUACUCGCCAAAGGGUUACCCAAAGAAACCAAAGAAAAACUGGUAAGUGAAUACCUUAUUCCUGCCAACUGCGUCCUAUUGGUACCGCCAAUCUUAAAUCCAGAGGCGAAAGCGGCACUCCCGGACGCUCUGGUAAAAAGAGAUUUUUCAUUGCUAAAUAAACAAAAAGGUAUAGCAGCAGCGCUUGCCGCCCUAGCGCAGGUAACCGACAUGUUGAUAUCUAACGAAUUUUCAAGAGAAAAAUUGUUAAAACCACUCAGUGAUGCCAGCCGUCUUCUCUGUGAUAGCCACCACAUAGAGACGAAAACAAGGCGUAGUUUCGUCAUAUCGUCUAUCAACUAUAACCUAAAAGGUGCACUUAUAGAGGCAAGUCGAGACAAGUUUUUAUUCGGAGAAAAUUUGACCGAAAAAUUAAACGCGGCAAAAACUAUCCAAAAAUCAGGUGACACGUUGAAAAAUCAACAGCGUCCACAAACUGGUAAAAAUAAUGUAAACAACAAGGACAAACCCAAAGGAAGGUUAAACACCAGAGCCCUGCAUCCCAGACAGACAACGGCCAGGUUCGAUGCGGGGCAGAACCGCUCAGCCGCGUACAGAGCACCUCCAGCAGCCAGGACUCAUCCACCGCCGCCCCGCCGCACCCGCUCACCGCAGCCGCCGCCGCCGCCGCCCCCCAGGACCCAGCAACACCAACACUAUCGGCGUUAGAACCGCAGCAAUCCGAGGUACAGUACGCUGGUCGUCUUAGCAAUUACACUCAUAAGUGGACUGACAUAACCGACGAUGAAACUGUUCUCGACUGGAUUAAAGGAUAUGUGAUUCCAUUUCAAUCAAAACCUAUACAGUAUUCACAACCAAACGUUUACCCAAAAUCAGAACAAGAGUCAUUAGAUUUUGAAAUUGCAAUUAAAAAAUUGUUAAAUAUUAAUGCCAUUUCCAAAUGUAAUCAUGUUGAGGGAUAAUUUAUAUCCAGCAUAUUUUUAGUACCUAAACCGAACGGUGAAAAAAGAUUCAUUCUGAAUUUAAAAAACCUGAACAAAUUUAUCCAGCCUUCUCAUUUUAAAAUGGAAGACUAUAGAACAUCUAUGAAGUUAAUAAGCGAAAACUGUUAUAUGGCAUCAGUAGAUUUAAAGGACGCUUACUUUUUAAUUAAUAUAAACAAAUCACAAAGAAAGUAUCUCAGGUUCAAUUAUAACGACACACUUUACGAAUUUAAUUGUUUACCUUUCGGUUUAUGUACAGCACCAUUUGUUUUCACUAAGAUACUCAAACCAGUCAUGCAAUAUUUAAGAAGUCAGAAUUUUUUAUCGGUUAUUUAUCUUGAUGACAUACCUACAAUGCAUCGGACG
Molecule: messenger RNA, 1764 nt
Organism: Ostrinia nubilalis (European corn borer)
Lineage: Eukaryota; Metazoa; Arthropoda; Insecta; Lepidoptera; Crambidae
Exons: 2
Coding region: 8-1123 (371 amino acids)
Source: RefSeq, a predicted model, not a curated record